This is a messenger RNA of Symbiodinium sp. CCMP2592, 1371 nucleotides long. Lineage: Eukaryota; Dinophyceae; Suessiales; Symbiodiniaceae. The record is from the annotation of a GenBank genome assembly.
AUGUGCUACUUGGCAGCGCCAGUAAGCAACUCGCCAAAGAGAAGCCAAGCAACGAGGCUCCUCGGGAAACUCCAUGCCUUCGGGCUUCGCGGAGCGGCUGCCGUGCGUCAGGCCGCGGCGAAGCAGGGCUCUGGCAGCAACUGGGAGGACCAGUGGAUCAAGUGGAACUCUCUGAUGGAGGUGGGCCACGAUCUCUGGGCCAGUGCCUUCCACUUGAUGGAGUCGCUGCUGCAAGGUGUUCUCGUGCACCAAGGAGAUGUGAUUCAGGGUGCGGAGGUGCAGGAAGACAACCUUUGCUUCAAGGACUUUGUCGCCAAGCCGCUUGUCGUGGAGGUCUUCGGCCUUGACUUUCCUCCGCUGCCCGGUGCCGUUGAGCUACGGGAGGACAUCGUCAGCAAGCUUGGCGACAAGUUCGACAGAGCUGGUGCUUUCCAGUGCUGGGAAGAGCGCAAGGAGGAGUUUCCUCUGGAGUCUUCAAAGCUGCGCAGGGUGCAUGAGUCGUUGGCACAGUACUACCUGCCGCAGUUUGCCGCUGAGAAGGCCUUUUGGGGCUACCUCAACGCCCCGCCUGGGGGCUGCUGUCUGCUGGGCAGCCUUCAAUUCCAGGUCGAAGAAGAGGAAUCUCGGAGAAAUGGGCAGACGAUUUGUCAGGCGCAGCUAGCGAUCAUUGACGAGCUCUGCGUGGAGGUCCUUUUGCAGGAUCGUUUCCUGGGCGAGCGCUUCGCGCCCUCGUCGAUGAACUUUCUGGCCAUGACGCACGGCCAUGCAGCCGGACAGAAGGGAGCCGAUCCGAAGAAGAUCGCCAAGCUCCUGUCUGCUGCAGAGACCUGGGGUCCAGGCGACAGCGGCUGGACACAAUUCGACGAGACGUGGACGUGUACGGACGAGAAAGACUGGUGGGGCAGGACUAUCAGGGAGCAAGGACGGGCACGCGCCAAGCGCAUGGCGCGCAACGCAGAGGUCGUUUCUUUGCGACAGCAGAUGGACGAGCUCAAGAGGCAAGAGGCUGCACAGAAGCGGGUGGCUUUGGAGCAGGAGCAGCUUGAACGGGCUGCAGCGCUAGAGAAAGCUAUGGAGAAGCUGAAGGUGGAGGCGCCCAGGGACCCGGCGCGGCUGCACAAGGCCCCUGCGCGCCUCUCUGCCGAAGCUUAUCUCGACCCGAUGGUCUGCGUCACCCGAGGGCCGCAUGCGGGCUUCGAUGAGAGAUCCCUCAUGGCCGAUGCGAGAUACAAGCUCUCAGCCGCGUUACAGGCAGCAGGGCUCUACGGGACAAGGGCAGGCCACGAGGCGCUCGCCAGGGUCGCAGCCCCGAGGCCUGCACAGCCCCACAUCGUCUCCCAGGUGUUCAAUGGCGGGUACCCAACCGGCUGA